UGCCGGGCUGGCUGACAGAACCAGGGCUUGAGGGUGCGCUGCCACUGGAGGGUCGCAGUUGAGGCUCCAGGCGGAGUGGGACGAGGCCGUCUGGGGAGCCAGUGGCGGGAUGAUGGAGGAGGAGGAGCUGGAGUUCGUGGAGGAGCUGGAAGCCGUGCUGCAGCUCACGCCUGAGGUGCAGCUGGCCAUCGAGCAGGUAUUUCCAAGCCAGGAUCCUCUAGAUCGGGCCGACUUCAAUGCUGUUGAGUACAUCAAUACCCUGUUCCCAACGGAGCAGUCUCUGGCAAAUAUAGAUGACGUCGUGAACAAAAUUAGACUGAAAAUAAGGAGACUGGAUGACAAUAUUCGAACUGUUGUAAGAGGUCAGACAAACGUGGGGCAGGAUGGAAGGCAAGCACUUGAAGAGGCCCAGAAAGCUAUUCAGCAACUCUUUGGAAAAAUCAAAGAUAUCAAAGACAAAGCAGAAAAAUCGGAGCAAAUGGUAAAGGAAAUCACCCGUGAUAUUAAGCAGUUGGACCAUGCCAAACGCCACCUAACCACAUCAAUCACAACACUGAACCACCUACACAUGCUGGCUGGUGGUGUUGACUCCCUUGAAGCCAUGACCAGGCGCAGACAGUAUGGAGAAGUUGCUAAUCUCCUUCAGGGUGUAAUGAAUGUUCUGGAACACUUCCAUAAGUAUAUGGGAAUCCCACAGAUCCGGCAACUCUCUGAAAGAGUGAAGGCUGCUCAGACUGAGUUAGGACAGCAGAUCUUGGCAGAUUUUGAAGAAGCUUUUCCUUCCCAGGGAACCAAGAGGCCAGGUGGACCCAGCAAUGUCCUGCGAGAUGCCUGUUUGGUUGCUAAUAUUUUGGACCCAAGAAUCAAACAAGAAAUCAUCAAAAAGUUUAUUAAACAGCAUCUGUCAGAGUAUCUGGUACUUUUUCAAGAGAACCAAGAUGUCGCCUGGCUAGACAAAAUUGAUAGACGCUAUGCCUGGGUGAAACGCCAGCUUGUGGAUUAUGAAGAGAAAUAUGGCCGGAUGUUUCCACGGGAGUGGUACAUGACUGAGAGAAUCGCCGUAGAAUUUUGCCACGUGACAAGGGCAGAACUUUCCAAGAUCAUGCGUGCCAGAGCUAAGGAAAUUGAAGUGAAGUUGCUUCUUUUUGCAAUUCAGAGAACAACUAACUUUGAGGGAUUUCUUGCAAAACGUUUCUCUGGCUGUACCCUAGCAGAUGGAACCAUGAAAAAACUGGAGUCCCCACCACCAUCUACCAAUCCCUUCCUGGAAGAUGAGGCCACACCAGAGAUGGAGGAGCUGGCGAUGGACAAAGGAGAGUUAGACCAACCUAAGAAGCCAAAAGCCCCAGAUAAUCCAUUUCAUGGUAUUGUUUCCAAGUGUUUUGAGCCUCAUCUCUAUGUAUACAUUGAGUCCCAGGACAAGAACCUUGGAGAACUGAUAGAUAGGUUUGUGGCUGAUUUCAAAGCCCAAGGGCCCCCCAAGCCCAAUACAGAUGAAGGGGGUGCUGUACUCCCCAGCUGUGCUGACCUCUUUGUCUACUACAAGAAGUGCAUGGUGCAGUGCUCACAGCUCAGUACAGGGGAGCCAAUGAUCGCCCUGACCACCAUCUUCCAGAAGUACCUUCGAGAAUACGCCUGGAAAAUCCUCUCUGGCAACCUGCCCAAAACCACCAGCAGCAGUGGAGGGCUAACCAUCAGCAGCCUCCUCAAGGAAAAGGAGGGCUCUGAAGCAGCCAAGUUCACACUCGAGGAGCUCUGCCUCAUCUGUAGCAUCUUGAGCACAGCUGAGUACUGUCUGGCCACCACCCAGCAGUUAGAGGAAAAACUCAAAGAAAAGGUUGACGUAAGUCUGACUGAACGAAUCAAUCUGACAGGCGAAAUGGACACAUUCAGCACUGUCAUCUCCAGCAGUAUCCAGUUGUUAGUGCAGGACUUAGAUGCGGCCUGCGACCCUGCCCUGACAGCCAUGAGCAAGAUGCAGUGGCAGAACGUGGAACAUGUUGGUGACCAGAGCCCCUAUGUCACCUCUGUCAUUCUUCACAUCAAGCAGAAUGUCCCCAUCAUCCGUGACAACCUGGCUUCCACACGGAAAUACUUCACUCAGUUCUGCAUUAAAUUUGCAAACUCCUUCAUUCCCAAAUUCAUCACCCACCUCUUCAAAUGCAAGCCAAUUAGCAUGGUGGGAGCAGAGCAGCUGCUGCUGGACACCCACUCCCUGAAGAUGGUCCUGCUCGACCUCCCGUCCAUAGGUUCGCAGGUUGUGAGGAAGGCACCUGCCAGUUAUACCAAAAUUGUGGUAAAAGGCAUGACCCGGGCUGAGAUGAUCCUCAAGGUGGUAAUGGCCCCUCAUGAACCGUUGGUGGUAUUCGUUGACAAUUACAUCAAACUCCUUACAGACUGCAACACAGAAACCUUCCAAAAGAUACUGGACAUGAAGGGGCUGAAGAGGAGUGAGCAGAGCAGCAUGCUGGAACUCCUGCGGCAGAGGCUCCCUACCCCACCCUCGGGCCCCGAGGGCUCCAGCUCGCUGUCCCUCAUGGCACCCACACCUGAGCAGGAGUCCUCUCGAAUCCGCAAACUUGAGAAACUAAUUAAAAAGAGACUAUAAGAGCUGGCAAGGGUGGUACCAGUGACCCUCAGCAUGCAGUUCCUGGAAGCCCCCAUGACUCUCAGAGCUCCUGGGACAUUGAGGUUGUUCGUGCCUUUCUCCCACACCCUCUCUUUCUCCUAGCAGAAACCAGUAAAGGUGGGGUUAUAAGAAGGGUAUAGAUGAUAUUCCCAAAGUGGAGCAGUAGUGGGAGAAGGUCCUAGAGGUUUACUUGCUGUCUGCAGGCUGCCCUUGACAGUUGAGUUGUCAUUGGUUCAAGUUGCCUCCCCACCACAGUAUGUCCACCCUUCAGCACAUGGCUUCUGUUCCUCGCGCACACCUGUGCUGGCAGCUUGGCUGAGGAAGCCUGGUUCCUGCCUGCCCCUGUGUCACUGGGAUGGGCUGUAUGGCCUGACUAAAGCAGCAAGUUGCAGGAUAGGACAUCAGCCUUUAUCCAUGAAGGCAAUGUAAGCACGUGCACUUUCCAUGAAAGGCACUGUUUCCUGGCUCACACUUCUGGAAACUUUCAUGACAUGGCCAAGUAUCUCCCCUCAUGUUCUCCCCAGAUGAGAGCUGCCCCUCCCUAUGUCUCCCCCAGAUGACCAUGUGCACCAGGCCUUGGCAGCAAUGUCCUGUCGGCCAUGGGGCUCCUGACCUGGUAUGCAGGGGACCCAGAGCUGGUUUAGAGGCUUCUG
Molecule: messenger RNA, 3282 nt
Organism: Perognathus longimembris pacificus (Pacific pocket mouse)
Lineage: Eukaryota; Metazoa; Chordata; Mammalia; Rodentia; Heteromyidae
Gene: Vps53
Product: VPS53 subunit of GARP complex
Exons: 22
Coding region: 110-2608 (832 amino acids)
Biological process (GO): retrograde transport, endosome to Golgi
Cellular component (GO): GARP complex
Source: RefSeq, a predicted model, not a curated record